CACACAUACACAGUGUUGGGGGGAUGCACCUCCAGAGAGACAGACACGGUGUGCACUGCACGGAGUGCCUACGUGUAGCUAGUUUAUUCUCACUGUGCUCUCUGUGGGAUGUGAGUGCGUCCAUGCGCUGAUUGGUGGAUGGAUGGAUGGAUGGACGUACUGGUGACCUUUCCUGCCAUUUCAUGACCCAUUUAGAUUUCGAUGUCAGCAGUCAGUCAGUCCAUGUGGACAAGGCGCACACACAUUCUCGCGUCUCUGUCUGUCUUUGCCCGUCAUAUAUGUCGGCGCACCGCACCGUGGCGUUCGUUCACCUUGACGGGUGCAGCUGUAGCAUUCGAGUGGGUGGGCAUUAUAACACACAAUCACGUGGCAUUAUAACACACACUCACAUGACAUACUACAGCAGACACACGCCAGGCGAGCACCAUGCCAUGCACGCCACGCACAACCUGACUGACAGAUUCCUCCACUCCGUGUGUCGGUGCAAGCGCAGCGACAGCCACGCCACGCGCAUCGCAUCGAUUGUCCGCUCAUCUCAUUCACUGACUGUUUGCAAGUACGUACGUAAGCAUGUAUGUAUGUAUGUAUGGGUUUCACUGUGCAGCAACAGCCUCGCUGUGAGCUGCCUGGGCCAGAGAGUGAAUGAGAGAGUGAGUGAGCAAAAGAGAGAGAGGGGCGAGUCCAGUGCACACACGCACCGCACCCGCUCUUCCUUCAUUCGUCAGGCCUUCAAUAGUCAGUCGAUCAGGCGAUCGACGCAUUGCAUUCCAUCCCUCCCCUCCCCUCCUCUCCCCUCCACAUGAACACAUGGAAACGAAAGGAGAAAAAAUGGGGAUUGUCGAUACGAUGCACACACUCAUGGAUGGAUGGAUGGAGCCCUCUCUCUCUCUCUCUCUCUCACACACACACACACACACACACACAGGCAAUAGAAACCAAGGAAGGCAAGGCAAUCCAAUCGGUGAGAACAAAAUCAGUCAGGGGUAGUAGCUAGGCUAGGCUAGGCAGGCCGACAGACAAGGGGAGGUGGAAGGAAAAUAACUCACAAAACUGGGCAGUGAGUGAGUGACGAUACACACAUAAGGACGGACAUCUGCAAGUGGGGUGGGUAGGAGGGGAGGAGAGGAACCGCUUAGCGUUAGUCGACAAGAAAAGCAAGCACGCGGGAGGCACACACACACACACAGUGCAUCCAUCAAUCAGGCCACCCACGAUCGUGUCGUGGUGCAUCGCAUCGGUGUGGGUCGCAUCGCAUCGCAUGUAGGUAGGGAUGGGCUGAUGAAAACAAACUCUCUGUUUAUUGCGUCAGUCAUCUGUGCAAUCAAUGCACGCAGGCAGACCGGCAUCUCUCUCUCUUUUGCGCAUGCAUGGACGGCGCAGCACACGACACCUCUCUCGCUCUUUCUUUGUCUCAGCCUACCGCUACACACACCGCACCGCACAAACACUCAGACACAUGGUCGACUGACACACAGACAGUAAGUAACAUGAAGAGGCCAAGCCCCAAAGCGGCUGGCCUGACCCACAUACACAUUAUAUUGCAUGUAUGUGUAUACGUAUGUGUGUGUGUGUGUGUGCGAUCGCCCGCAUUCAGACAGCCGGCGAGUGAGUCCGUCCAUCCAUCCAUCCAUCCAUCCCAGCACCUCAGAACCCCACCCUCUAAUUCUACACAUCACCAUCGCGUCUCACACAUAUAUAGUCAGCCCUUUCUUCAAAGCAUGUAGUCAGUCAGUAAGCAAAAUGCAGCCCGCCCGCCCCCGUCCCUCGCGCCUGCGCCUGUCAUGACUGACAGUCUUCAGUUAGGCCUUUUUGCUCUCCAACGACUUUGACACACCGUACAGGAGUGUGCCGCCGACGGCGAUGGCCGAUCCGAGUGCGCCGAGUGGUGUGAAUUUGGUACCGAAGACGAUGACGGACGCCAGGAUGAGGGCCACGCGCUUGAAGGUGUUGGCCACGGCGUGACUCACAGUGUUCAAACGAGACAGAGACAGGAAGGCCACCUGAACAAGACAGAUAAGACACACGUGCGGCAAUGUGUAAGUGUGUGUGCAGCCACCCAUGGGUUGGUUUGGUUCUCACCUCGUUGUAGAGGUAGUACCAGAAUCCCGAUCCGACGACGUGUCGGAUGAUCUGCUUGCCGGUGAUGCCGUUGGCGAGUGCGUUGUUCCACACGGGCACGAUCGACUUCAUGUCGAACAGCGCCAGAGGCACCAGGAACAUGGUCGCGAAGAUCGUCAGGAUGGCGUACAUGUUGCUGGGCGUCAGGUUCUCGCCAAGCUUGUCCUUGUCGCCCAUCGCCUUCUUGCUGUAGAUACCUGCACUCACACAACAAACAGAAGCACCGGUGAGUGACACACAUACUGACUGACUGGCUGUAGUUGCUGGUCUGGUCUACUGGUGAACCGUGUCCGUGUCUGUCUGUCGGCGGACCUCUGAGCGAUGACCCGACGUUGGAGACCAUGGCACCGAUGAAGGCCCUCCAGGUGAAAGAGAGCUCCUUGAGCGACGCGAGCGACACGCCAAAGAUGAUGGGGACCAGGCUGAGGUAGGUUAGGGGCGAGAGGUAGUUCUGCAGCACCACCGCAGAGAGCACCGAGGUCGUCACGGGCUCGGCCGCCUUGACGAUGUGGACGAACGAGAUGGCGCCGGCGCCCAGUGCGAUGACGGCCGAGAUGUGGACGGAUGCGUGGAAGAGGCCCUGGAUUGCGAGCUGCUUGACGCCCUCGGAGUUGUAGAUCUUGGGCUUGGGUCGGAUGCCGGUGAGCCAGGGGAGCAUGAAGAUGGGGAUGCCCACGAGCAUCUGGAGGGCUGACACCGUCAGCGGCAGGGGGUACAGGUUCAGCGCCCUCUUGUUGUCCACAUUGUACAGCACGUUGAACGCAUACCUGAUAGAUACAUACACACACACACAUGGAUGGAUGGACGGAUGGAUGGAUGUCUCCCCUGGUACCACCAGCAUAGCAUGUGUGUGCCUCACUGCCUGACUGACUGACUCACCAGAGGAAGAGGAAGAAGAAGGUCUUGGCGGUCUCGACCAUGUCACUCCCGGUGUCCCCGUUGACCUCCUUCUUGAGGGUGCUCAGCGACUUCUGGUACCCCUGCUUCUCCAGAAACGCCAUGACCUUGUCCAGGUCAAGGUCGAGCGUGCUUGUCGCCAUCGACGUGGUCGUCGCCUCGGUCGUGGCCACCGACUCUAGCGCCGUCAUGCCCUCGGGGAAGAGCCGGCCAUUCCUCGCCCGCCCGAAUCGCUGCGCUGAUGGGACGGGCUGCGAGAAUGGGGAGGCCACGAAGCCCUCACCGGACGCCAUGAGGGAGGCGAAUGCGUCGGCGGCAUCGUCCAGGUCCGACAGGAAGGCGUCCGUUGCGUCGUCCCGUGCAGUGGUGUCGGCCUCUUCCUGGAGAUCCUGCCUUUCCAGCAGCGGCGCCAGCUGGUUGAGGCCUCGUGUGGCGCGGAUCUUGUAUGCCACACUGCUGGCAUACCCGCAGCUCACCAGGCAUGCGAGGCAUAGCGCAAUGACGCUCCUCAUCAUCAUACUGGUCGGGGUGGGCAGAUGAGAUGGUGAGUGGAGGAGGGCGGGCUGCUCAGGAAGGAGGGGGGAGGAGCAGGGGUGGUAGAGGCGGUACUUCAACUUUGAGCUCGCACCAGUGGGAUCGUUUCGUUUUUCGAAGGCGCUGACGGGCAGCCCACCCAU
Vitrella brassicaformis is the source of this 3692-nucleotide messenger RNA. The record is from the annotation of a GenBank genome assembly. NCBI's taxonomy places the organism in Eukaryota, Vitrellaceae.